AUGUGGGAGGCGCGGAUUUCGAUGAUGACGCGCAAAGCUAGUGUUAGUUGUGUGAAGAAUUUUGUGUCGAAAUGCAGGUCCCACGCUUCCGCUCUCUGUCGUCCGCGUCGUCGCCAUCAUUUCCGCAGCUCGUCGCCUUCGCGACCCCAGCCAGUCGCGAACGCUCCGCCCGUCGCGAACGCUCCGCCCGUCGCCUUCACUUCCCCCCCGUCGCCUUCACUUCCCCCCCAUCGCCUUCACUUCCCCCCCGUCGCCUUCACUCCCCGCCCACCGUCGCCUGCUCUUCCCCGUCGCCUUCACCCCCCCCAACCCCGUGGUGACUUCCCACCCCCCGUCGCCUUCACUUUUCCCCCUCCCGUCGUUUUCACUUCCCCCGCCCCAUGGCCUUCAUUUCCCCCACCCCGUCGCCUUCACUUCCCCCCCCCCCCCCCCGUCGCCUUCUCUUCCCCCAUCCCGUCGCCUUCAACCCCCCCCCACCACGUCGCGACUUCCCACCCCCGCGCCUUCACUCCCCCCCCCCCCCUCCCGUGGCACUCGCUUCCCCCGCCUGUUGCACUUGCUUCACCACCCGUCGCCUUCACUUCCCCUCCCAUUGCCUUUCACUCUCUCCUGCUCAUUCUCUCUUCCCCGCCCGUCGCCUUCUCUACCCCUCCCAUUGCUCGUCUUUAUCCCCUCCAUUCCCCCACCCUACGCUCACUCUCUCCCCCACUGCUCACUCUCUCCCCCACUGCUCACUCUCUCCCCCACUGCUCACUCUCUCCCCCACUGCUCACUCUCUCCCCCACUGCUCACUCUCUCCCCCACUGCUCACUCUCUCCCCCACUGCUCACUCUCUCCCCCACUGCUCACUCUCUCCCCCACUGCUCACUCUCUCCCCCACUACUCACUCUCGUUCUCCCUGGACUCACUUAUCUUUCCCCCCUGUUUACUCUCUAUUCCCCUUCGUUCAACCCUUUUUCCCCACAAUCCCUCUCACCUCCCCUGUUCACACCCCUCGUUUCCCCCUGCUUACUGGCUUUCCCCUUUGCUCACCUCCUUCUCCUCCCUGCUCACCCUAUAUCCCUCUUUGCUAUCCCCAUCCUCCCCUCCCCGCAUGUCCCGCGCAUCAUGUGUCCCUCGCGCACUCCGCGCUACCGCAGCGGACUUGACUCUGCGCCUCAAGGGCGCGCCUUUCGCGGCGAUGGGCGCGCGGCUGAUCCUCUCCGCGCGCUCCGUGGAGCGCCUGGAGGCGGUGCGCACUUCCUGCUGCGGGAAGCACGCGCCGGAGGGGGUGGUGGUGCUGCCGUUCUGCCCAUCCGCGCACAAUGA
Molecule: messenger RNA, 1308 nt
Organism: Closterium sp. Yama58-4
Lineage: Eukaryota; Viridiplantae; Streptophyta; Zygnematophyceae; Desmidiales; Closteriaceae
Source: the annotation of a GenBank genome assembly